Molecule: messenger RNA, 961 nt
Organism: Phalaenopsis equestris
Lineage: Eukaryota; Viridiplantae; Streptophyta; Magnoliopsida; Asparagales; Orchidaceae
Product: protein SAWADEE HOMEODOMAIN HOMOLOG 2-like
Exons: 10
Coding region: 127-879 (250 amino acids)
Molecular function (GO): chromatin binding; DNA binding
Source: RefSeq, a predicted model, not a curated record
UCUAGCUCAACAGUUGGGGUUUCGUCCAGCUAGCUCCCGCCGGGAGUUCACCGGAGGGAGGUGAAAGAGCAGUUCCCUCUUCUCUGUCCGAUCGCCUCCAUCGCAGGAGUUAUCCAUUUGCCGGGAAUGGUCGGAGCUCAGAGCAGGGCAAGGAGAAGGCUUGCUGCUCGUUUCUCGAGGCCCGAGGUUAGACAUAUGGAGAUGUUGCUCCGGGAGGGUAAAGAUGAACUGUCGGAUCCAAAAUUUCACCAAAAACUCGCUGAUGAAUUUAAUGCUAAAGAUCGAGCUGAAAAGAAAGCCAUACAGGCGCAGCAGAUACAAAGAUGGUUCCUGAACAGGCAACAUAUUGAGAAAAUUGAGGAUAUUUCAUCAUCCAGUUCUUCAAAAGAAAUGGAUCCUGCUGGGGAUGAAAACAUGCCAAAUAAUGCUGUUCAAUGUUUUGAUUUUCCUGAAGAUGAUUGCGAUGAGAUUUCUGAAGGAUUUGUAAUGGAAUUUGAGGCAAAGUCCUACAGAGAUCAAGCAUGGUAUGACGUCUCUACAUUUCUUGCGCAUAGAGUUCUCACUUCUGGAGAAGUUGAAGUUCGUGUGAGUUUCCUUGGCUUUGGCCCUGAGGAAGACGAGUGGGUCAACGCCACCAAGGCUGUUAGAGAUCGAUCCAUACCUAUGGAGGCUUCUGAAUGCUGGAGGGUUAAUGAAGGAGACAUUCUUCUCUGUUUUCGAGAGAAAGAUGAAACUGCUUACCACUUUGAUGCGCACGUUGUUUCGAUUGAGCGAAGAAUUCAUGAUAAUAGGGUUUGUAGCUGCGCCUUCUUGGUACGAUAUGUUCAUGAUCAGGCUGAGGAGAUUGUUCAACUCAGCCAAUUAUGCCGUAGACCAUGAUAUCAGUAUGCUUGCCAAUUAUGCCGUAGACCUUGAUGUCAGUAAUCAUGGUUUGUAAUUUUUUUUUGGAAGAUUUACAUGC